This is a messenger RNA of Medioppia subpectinata, 1178 nucleotides long. The record is from the annotation of a GenBank genome assembly. Lineage: Eukaryota; Metazoa; Arthropoda; Arachnida; Sarcoptiformes; Oppiidae.
ACCAAUUUUUACAACACGAGUAUAGUUGGAGUGGAAAAGUUUAAGUCGCGGGCAAUCCCUACCAGAAGUCUAAAAAUAGAUAUAUAGCGUUGGGGUCGUCAGUGCAACUCGUUUUGAUAAAACUUUCCACAAGUUAUACAUUGGUUACACACUUCGGUAGCCGUAGAGCAUCGAGAAGGAUGCAGAAUAACAAUCAAACCAACAUUAAGAUGGGAGAGAAGAUGUUGUGCGCCGGAACCGCUGCUUGUGUGGCCGAUAUCAUAACAUUUCCACUCGAUGUGGCAAAAGUUAGGCUACAAAUCGCUUCCUCGACAGUGAAAAAGUUGGGCGCAAGUGUUUUGGCACUUCAAGCAACUGGAAUGGGUCCGCAAUAUAGUGGACUCGUUGGCACUUUGUUUGGUAUGGCUCGCACUGAAGGUGUUAAAAGUCUUUACGGCGGUAUAGGACCCGGAUUACAACGACAGUGCGUUUUCGCAUCACUCCGAGUGGGACUCUAUGAACCCGUAAAGGAUAUGUACACAAAACAUCUUAAUUUAGGAGAAAGUGCUACUUCUGUGAUGAUGAUCAGAAUUGCUUCAGGAAUUACCACGGGUGCGAUUGGCAUCACAUUUGCUCAGCCAACAGAUGUGGUAAAAGUACGAAUGCAGGCCCAGAGUAGGGGUUCUGGAGGUGUAAAAUAUCACGGUUCACUACACGCCUAUCAAACCAUUUAUAAGUCUGAAGGCAUUAAAGGCUUGUGGAAAGGUUUGGGACCUAAUAUUUUGCGUAAUUCUGUGGUAAACGCCGCGGAACUCGUCUGUUAUGACACAUUCAAAGAAUUGCUGUUAAGUUACGGAAUAUUCAGAGAUGGACUUCCCUGUCAUUUCAGCGCUGCAUUCACUGCUGGAUUUUGCGCUACUUUGGUGUCCAGUCCUAUAGAUGUGGUGAAGACGCGGUACAUGAACUCGACGGGACAGUACUCUAGUGUAUUACAUUGCGCUCAGACUGUGGCCAAACAGGGCUUCUUUGGUUUCUAUAAAGGCUUCACGCCAUCGUUCAUGCGAAUGGGCUCUUGGAAUGUCUGUAUGUUUGUAACGUUUGAACAGUUGAAGAGAUUGAACGCAUCGUUCAAAAGUGAGCGUCAGUCCCGAUCAAGCAAAUCAACUCUUGUAGGUCUGGCAAAACAGGCAACUCUUUGA